Podarcis muralis (Common wall lizard) is the source of this 1340-nucleotide messenger RNA. NCBI's taxonomy places the organism in Eukaryota, Metazoa, Chordata, Lepidosauria, Squamata, Lacertidae. The record is from RefSeq and is a predicted model, not a curated record.
CUCGGCUCUGCGCGGAUGGAGCCUGGAUGCCCGUGCGCUGUUGCCUUGGAGACGCGUCCGCGGAGCGAGAGAGGGGGCGGAGCACCGCAGCUGGCGGAGAGCUUCGGUCCCAGGACGGGGGCGACUGCUAAAGCGGAGGGAGUGCGGGGGAGGGGAGGACCCCCCCACCUCAGCAUGCCUGCUCAGCAGCAACACACAAAGGAGCAAGAGAUACCCAGAAAGAUGGACGUGUGUCAGCAAGACCCCCUCUCCGAGGGGGAGGGGGCCAAGACCAAAAAGCCACCUGCAAAGGAGCGCCCACACACACCUCAGACCAAGAAGAAAGCAAGAAAGAAGAAAAAGAAGGCAGGACAAGAUAAUGCAGGAAAACCUGAAGGCAAAAGCAAGAAGCCCUCCGUCCUUGUGACAUCACCCCUUGAACUACUUCAACACCAAACUGGCCCUGAAACGACGCCCCAAGGUGCUGCCCCAAAGGCGACUCCAGCCAAACCUUCUCUCUCUGCCAGCAUUUCCUUCUUGACCCAAAACAACUCUGUGCUUUCCAACGAGAGCCUUCGCUGGGAUGGGGUCCUGGAUGAUCCCAUAGCAGAAGAGGAGAGGUUAUGGAUCUACAGGCUGAACAGAAGGAAGCGCUAUGGGGAGUACAUCCAGAAAAACCUACCACCAGAGCCAUCGUUUGCUUUUAAGCACUUGCCACAACAUUAUGUGGCUCCUCCUCAGGGCAAGGAGCAGUUGCUACGAAAGAGCAUGUCCUCCACUACUACUUCAGCACCCAAGACAGACCAAAGUGGGCCGAAUUCUAAGAUCUCAACAAACGUCUCAAAAAGGCAGUCAGCCCUGAUGCCAAGUGUUUCUCAGGAAAUAGCGUAAAGAAAUCUUCCCGUCGCUUCUGUUUUGCUUUGUUUAAGGCAAAGGCAUGAAGAUGCUUGAAGAGGUAACCCUAGGUGAUUAUAUUUGAAACUAAUGAGAUUAUUCAUCUUUUCAUCAAGUUAACCAACAGCUGUCUGCACACUGCAAAUAGUUUGAUAAAAUUCUGUGCGGAUGGAUAGAUAAUGAUUUGCUGGCAUCCAACUAACCUUCCAUAGAUGGAGGAAUGACUUUCAGUUUUGCACUCACACCAGAUGUCAACACUUUGUUGCUUUUUGAACAAGAUGUGAAAAAUAAUAAUGCAGACAUGGGCUUUAUUCAAAUACAGCAGCACUAAAAUACCACCACGUAUUGGGGCAUUUGUUAUUUUAAAUCUCAUAUACCCGCGAAGGACUUUAAUAUCUGUGCUAUUUGUGGUGCCACUUUUGUCAGAAUUAAACCAUUGCUUCUCACUCUGCUGUGUACAAAACCAA